GGUCAGAGAGGGACUGCGGCCACUUUAAGCACCCGGGUAGGUAAACGUAAAAGUCUCACUGAUUGCAGGGCCUGCAGCUAAUAGAAAUCGACAUAUACAGAGCCCCCACUGGCGUUCGCGACGAGAGCCAGGAGGAGCAGCACUCCCCAUGUCUCUCUCGUAUUUAUUUUGACUUUGGCGGGUUGUUUUCCACCUAGUAAGUGGUCCUGCUUGGCUAACUAAUAAGCGCUGUUGGCACAAAUGGACUCCGAGAGAUGCCGAAACGCCCGGACAAGCCGCGCUGCUGCUGCUGCACCCUGCCCAUUUCUGCAAGCAUCCUUCCCCUGUCUGAUGAGGGAGUGUCUGGAUUCUGGAGUGCUGGGUCAUGUAGCAGUAUAUACAUUUCUCUGUCGUUGUCCUCCCAGUCCCUCCUUUCUUUUACUUUUUUCUUGUCCAUCUAGAGGUAUCCUAAAAUUUUUGAUGACGAUGAUGCCAUGUCAGCUGUCCAGGCAAGGGUCCUUCGCCGUUCCCCGCCGGCCGAUUUGCGGUGGCAGUGGAGGUGGUAGGUACAGUACCUUGCUGGUACCCAGGCAGAGCCAGAGCAGUGUACCUUCCAUGCUUUUUGGGUGGUUGGGGCGGGGCAUUGCUCAAGUGUACACAGGUAUUCCCGUAAUCAAGCCAGGGAGUAGGUUUCUAUUGGUACCUAGGCAGGUACCGAUGCGACAGCAGCGUUUCGUUCCCGUCCCGGAUGUGCUUGGUGAUUGGCUCAUAUCACCUUCCCCAUCAUACCUACGCUAUACUAUGGGAAGAAGUGAUCCCAGAAAUGAAAUUGGUGACGCGUGUUCUUGCUUGCUGUGGUCUGUUGCUGACUGUUACCGGUCGGCGCUCACCAGUGUCCAUGAAGAAAGCAGCACCUAUCCAGAUAGGAGCUGAAAUGUGUUGGAAUGGUGAACGGAGUGAUAAGGUCUGGAACAUUCCUAGCCCAGGUUGUGACUCGUCGUCAUCAUGCGGCAAAAGGCCAGCAGUCUUGGCGGUCCCAGGGGUCCAACCUCCCAUGCACUUCAUAUUAUUUCAUCCCAUCCAUGCAUUCCAGAGAUCCGAGA
Molecule: messenger RNA, 1082 nt
Organism: Phialemonium atrogriseum
Lineage: Eukaryota; Fungi; Ascomycota; Sordariomycetes; Cephalothecales; Cephalothecaceae
Exons: 1
Coding region: 241-912 (223 amino acids)
Source: RefSeq, a predicted model, not a curated record